Messenger RNA from Ostrinia furnacalis (Asian corn borer), 467 nucleotides. RefSeq lists its product as uncharacterized. The transcript is spliced from 3 exons. Bases 75 to 386 code for a protein of 103 amino acids. NCBI's taxonomy places the organism in Eukaryota, Metazoa, Arthropoda, Insecta, Lepidoptera, Crambidae. The record is from RefSeq and is a predicted model, not a curated record.
UUGAAUAAAUGACGGAAGGCGGCGGCGAAUUUCUCACUACAUAUAACGUUGAAAAGAAAGUGGAAUAAUAAUGGAUGUGGUCGAAGAAAUCGAGAAUUUGCUACAAAAUGGGAACAACUACAGUUAUCGUCAAUAAUGGCUCGUUGACAGCGGCCUGCAUCCAGCGCCUAUCUACAACCUAUGAAACCGUCAUAUUCUGUCGACCUCGUGGGUGGAUGAUAAUGAUAGUGAUGGAAUACCUAAUCAAAGGCAGGCUCGCCGCGGCCCGAGGCAAGUGUGACGAGCAGCUCGAAGCCCAGGCACGUGCCGAACAAUCUGGAAAUUCUAAGACUGAAAUGAUAGACUAUGGUAAUCAUUUCAGCCACAGAAUGUCCCCUGCUGAAUAAAAGCUUACCCUAUUCGUUGACUGUUUGGCAGCGGCCUGUGUCUAGCGUCUACCCGCAACCUACGAGGUCAUAAUUUGUCCA